Molecule: messenger RNA, 702 nt
Organism: Sesamum indicum (sesame)
Lineage: Eukaryota; Viridiplantae; Streptophyta; Magnoliopsida; Lamiales; Pedaliaceae
Product: TPX2 (targeting protein for Xklp2) protein family
Biological process (GO): activation of protein kinase activity; mitotic spindle assembly; regulation of mitotic spindle organization
Cellular component (GO): spindle; nuclear microtubule
Molecular function (GO): microtubule binding; protein kinase activator activity
Source: RefSeq, a predicted model, not a curated record
CACAUAAUUAAGUCUGGUAAUCGCAAUCAUGGAGAGCCCCAACAGAAAAUCUGCUCAAAAGUUUGUGAAGAGCAUCGCUCAGUCUGCGGUUUCAUCGACCAACCGAUGGUCGACGAGACACAGCCUCUCUCUACCGCCCUCCAGCGCCAACUCUCUAUCCGGGUCUUGGGCAAAAGAAAACACCAAGCCGUCGGAAUUCAGACUCCACACUCAGCAAAGAGCAGCGCAACGUGCAAUAUUCAACCACUCUGUCGCAAUCAAGUCGUGCGUCAUGGAGCAUCACAAGAAACAAGUCGAGAAAGUGCUCAAGGUAAUAGAGGAGGAAGAGGUCAGAAUGCUUAGAAGGGAGAUGAUUCCUAGAGCUCAGUUGAUGCCUUUUUUCGACAAACCAUUUUUACCUCAAAGAUCAACAAGGCCUUUGACAGUUCCUCGGGAGCCGAGUUUCCACUUAACAGCUCGCAAAUACAGCGGCAGUCGCAUUUCCUGCAGAUAAGCAUUAACAGGGAGUUGAUGAUGAAAAAAGCUACUGAUCAGUAACCCAUCAUGUAUCAACAACAUAUGCCUCAAUUACCUUUAGAUUUAUGCAGUAAUCUCUUCAUCAAGUCUGCUGUUGUUCUUCCCGUUUUUGCUCUCUGAAUUUUGUACUUUAGUCAUUUCAGUGGUUUGAAUGGUGGAAUAAAUGGAUACAUACACCUUACAAUU